AUGGAAGCAUCUAGUGCGUCCAGUUUUGGAAUAGACACUAUUUUAUCUUCUGGUGGUUCGUGCAGCUCGGCGCUGGCGAUGAUGGACGAAGAUUACCGAGCGGCGGACUUUCGGAGCCGCGCUACACCGUCACCGUGCUCGGAUCUGGACGCGUCGGGCGCAAGAAGCCCGUCUACCCCAAUCUCGGUCACCGCGGACCCUCCCGAGCCGCUUUCGGUGCAAGAAGGACUUCAUCAUCAUCUUCAUCAUCACCAUCACUAUCAUCCGGUCGCCCAAAAUCCUGUCCCGCGGACCGCCACCUCCUCUUUUCUUAUCAAGGACAUUCUGGGUGAUGGGAAGCCGCUGGCAGCGUGCGCGCCUUACAGUGCCAGUCUGGCACACUCUCCGCACCAUCAUCAUCCUCAUCAUCACCACCACAGCCCAAAGUCCGAGAGCGCGGAACCUCUCACACCCAAAGCGGAGCACGAUGAGCUCGGGGGCAAACUGGACAAAAGAGACGACAAACAUGAGUCCAAAUGCAACGGAACAAAAGAGGAGGGUGAUCGGGAAAUCUCCAGUUCCAGGGACAGCCCCACGGUUCGCUCUAAGAAGCCGCGGAAAGCUCGGACGGCUUUUUCGGAUCAUCAGCUGAACCAGCUGGAGCGAAGCUUCGAGCGCCAAAAGUACCUGAGUGUUCAGGACCGAAUGGACCUGGCAGCAGCACUAAACCUCACCGACACACAGGUCAAGACCUGGUACCAGAACCGACGGACGAAGUGGAAGCGGCAGACAGCAGUAGGGUUGGAGCUGCUGGCAGAAGCGGGCAGUUAUUCGGCGCUGCAGCGGAUGUUCCCAUCACCGUAUUUCUACCCCCCUGGGCUGCUCGGCUCGGUGGACGGCACGGCGGCAGCAGCUGCGGCGGCAGCAGCGAUGUACAGCAGCGUUUACCGGAGCAGCGGACCCGCCCCGCACCCCGCCGCCCUGCACCCCGCCGCCCUGCACCCCGCCGCCCUGCACCGACCGCUCGUGCCGCGCGUACUCAUCCACGGCCUGGGAGCGAGCGGGCAACCGGCCCUCAAUCCGCUGGGAAGCCCGGUUCCCGGUGCGACGCACCCCCGGUAAAGAGAUAAAUAACAGAGAAAAAAAUCAAUGAAGAGACACUGGAAAGAGACGUGAAUCAGACUCGCGCUGGGUUUUUUUGAGACAAUUCAAAGCGCCUUUUCUCCAAAAAAGACAAUUCAAAGACUUUUAUUAAAGAAAAGAAAGAAAGAAGAACUAUUAUUAUUUAAUAUGGACCAACCAAGCAGUUCUGAUCUGGCCGUGCACAGUAAAAAAGUGACUGUUUAUGUGACGGAUUGUUGUUUGUUUUGGUUUUUUUGUACAAAUACACUUAUACUACUAAAUAAACUCAAAGUUUAUUAGAAUUCAAGAAAAGCUUGAAUAAAGA
Trichomycterus rosablanca is the source of this 1426-nucleotide messenger RNA. It is a transcript of the gene barhl2, whose product is annotated as BarH-like homeobox 2. Gene Ontology annotation, biological process: regulation of DNA-templated transcription. The coding region runs from base 1 to 1101 and encodes 366 amino acids. The transcript has 3 exons. Gene Ontology annotation, molecular function: DNA-binding transcription factor activity, RNA polymerase II-specific; DNA binding. The record is from RefSeq and is a predicted model, not a curated record. NCBI's taxonomy places the organism in Eukaryota, Metazoa, Chordata, Actinopteri, Siluriformes, Trichomycteridae.